Molecule: messenger RNA, 826 nt
Organism: Zingiber officinale
Lineage: Eukaryota; Viridiplantae; Streptophyta; Magnoliopsida; Zingiberales; Zingiberaceae
Exons: 2
Coding region: 162-590 (142 amino acids)
Source: RefSeq, a predicted model, not a curated record
CUUCACUGACCUACUGAAACAGGCACCUCAAACUGCCACGCCUAUUUCCCUAUUUCUAGAAUCUGAUCUGGUGCCGCCGCCUCUCCCUCUCCACCUUAUCCUUCUCCUCCCCUUCGUCGUCCUGUGACUGAUCGCAUCACCGCCGGAUUGAGCGCUGCGCAAUGCCCCUCUUCACCUCGAUCUGCCUCCUGCACUCGGCGGUGGCCGUCACCUGCGGCGCGCUCAUGAUGUUCUACCUCAGCGAGGUCUCGGUGAUCAGCCACGGCCGGGAAACAGCGCAGCGGCUGCAGGGCUCCACGCCGCACGACCAGCUGCUGAUCCAGACCUCUGACUCCUUCGCCGGCCUCCUCCUCUUGGCCAUCGGCCUCUUCCUCUUCAUGAUCGCCUUCGUCAAGGACCGCGCCUUCCAGACCUUCUUCGCCAAGGGAUGCAUCCUCCUCCACGCCGCUAUGGCCCUCUGGCGCCUCUACUUCGAGCGCCGCCUCGAAGAUCUCGCUCGCGACUGGCCCCGCCAGAUCGUCGGCGACCUCGUCCUCAGCCUCUCCUGGGUCAUCUUCCUCGCCUACUCCUGGCGGGAGAAAUACGACUAGAAUUAGCAAGAUCCAAAGGGUUAUUCACCUCCUCUAGCCGUCUACCAUAAGGAACCAACAAUUGGUAUCAUAACAAGGACAUUUUAAGAGGGCUAACCACCAAUCGAAGCAUCAGGAUGAUCGAACCGUGCACCUACCCGCUAAGUUUGAGGGGAAAUUUGCGAUUUGGAAAAGAAAGAUUGAGGUAUUCUUCAAAACAGAUUUUGAUUUAUUACUAAUUUUAAAGUAUGAUUUUG